This is a messenger RNA of Trifolium pratense (red clover), 464 nucleotides long. RefSeq names its product structural maintenance of chromosomes protein 5-like. Gene Ontology annotation, biological process: double-strand break repair via homologous recombination. Bases 122 to 352 code for a protein of 76 amino acids. Gene Ontology annotation, cellular component: Smc5-Smc6 complex. NCBI's taxonomy places the organism in Eukaryota, Viridiplantae, Streptophyta, Magnoliopsida, Fabales, Fabaceae. The transcript has 3 exons. Gene Ontology annotation, molecular function: ATP hydrolysis activity; ATP binding. The record is from RefSeq and is a predicted model, not a curated record.
ACUGCCCAUUUAUAGUUGUUGAUGAGAUCAAUCAAGGUUGGUUAGUCUUUGAAGUAAAUUCUUUCGGGAUUAACCGCAGACAGCACUUAAGAGACCUUCAUUGACUCUAUUUUUAUCAGGUAUGGACCCAAUAAAUGAAAGGAAAAUGUUUCAGCAAUUAGUGAGAGCAGCAAGCAAGCCAAAUACACCACAGUGUUUCUUACUUACCCCAAAGUUGUUGCCAGAUCUGCAAUAUAGUGAGGCAUGCAGUAUAUUGAAUGUAAUGAAUGGCCCUUGGAUUGAGCAACCCUCAAAGAUCUGGAGUACCACUAGUGAUCAAUGGAGUAUUAUCACUGGACAUGUUGAAUGUUAAAGUUAAAAAAGAAUAUGUUGGAGUUGCAGCAUGGAGAUCAAUAGCGCUUAUUUAGCAUUUUGUAUAGUUUUAUUUUUUGUAUGUAGACGAAGUGGUAAAUACCACUGAAACU